Acanthosepion pharaonis is the source of this 849-nucleotide messenger RNA. Lineage: Eukaryota; Metazoa; Mollusca; Cephalopoda; Sepiida; Sepiidae. The record is from the annotation of a GenBank genome assembly.
AUGUCUUUUGAAACACGAGACAAAGUGGUUAACAAAAAAAUAUUUUCCACAAAUGCUGUUAAAAUAAACCAAAAUUAUCUUCGCUUUCACUCUCACUCAUUCUAUUUUACUCCCUCUCAUUCUCUUUCACUUUUACUCUCUUUCUCAUUCUCUUUCACUCCCUCUCAUUCUCUUUCAUUUUCACUCCUCAUUCUCUUUCAUUUCCUCUCAUUCUCUUUCACUUUCACUCUCUUUCUCAUUCUCUUUCACUCCCUCUCAUUCUCUUUCAUUCCCUCUCAUUCUCUUUCACUUUCACUCUCUCACAUUCUCUUUCAAUUUCUCUCAUUCUCUUUCACUCCCUCUCAUUCUCUUUCAUUUCCUCUCAUUCUCUUUCACUUUCCACUCUCUCAUUCUCUUUCAAUUUCUCUCAUUCUCUUUCACUCCCUCUCAUUCUCUUUCAUUUCCUCUCAUUCUCCUUCACUUUCACUCUCUCACAUUCUCUUUCAAUUUCUCUCAUUCUCUUUCACUCCCUCUCAUUCUCUUUCAUUUCCUCUCAUUCUCUUUCACUUUCACUCUCUCACAUUCUCUUUCAAUUUCUCUCAUUCUCUUUCACUCCCUCUCAUUCUCAUUCAUUUUCACCCACCUCUCGUUCUCUUUCAUUCCCUCUCAUUCUCUUUCACUGCCUCACAUUCUCUUUUACUCUCUCGCAUUCUCUUUCACUCUUUCUCAUUCUCAUUCACUUUCACUCUCUUUCUCAUUCUCUUUCACACCCUCUCAUUCUCUUUCAUUCCCUUUCAUUCUCUUUCACUUUCACUCCCUCUCAUUCUCUUUCAUUUUCACCCACCUCUCGUUCGCUUUCAUUCCCUCUGA